Molecule: messenger RNA, 1011 nt
Organism: Nicotiana tabacum (common tobacco)
Lineage: Eukaryota; Viridiplantae; Streptophyta; Magnoliopsida; Solanales; Solanaceae
Biological process (GO): telomere maintenance; DNA repair
Molecular function (GO): DNA helicase activity
Source: RefSeq, a predicted model, not a curated record
AUGGAUGGGAAUCCUUAUGCACAAUUCUUUUUCCAGCUAAAGGAUCAUUCAAGCUUCCAAAAUUUACAAAUUCGAAUUGCUGCCAAUGCUAUACUGGAUCAACGUGUCUACAACAAACCAUCAGUAGAUCAAAUUGCUGCAAUUUGGAUAGAUAGAAACAAUCCAAAUGUACCAUUCGAUAGAGAGAUUAUUGUUCAUGAGCAUUCCAGCAACAAACAUAGAGUCAAACAUUAUUAUGGUUGCUAUGACCCACUCCAAUAUCCUCUGCUUUUUCCAAAUGGAGAGGUUGGCUGGCACCAAGGAAUACACAAAUAUAAAUCAAAAGGAGGUGCAAGUACAUCUGAAGUUGCCAAUGUAAACCAGAAUGUCCCAACAUACACGUCCGCUAAUGAGGCGUUUCACAAAGAGGAGCAAGAGGUACGUCGUGAAUCUAAAUCAUGCGUGUCUUGUAGAGAGUAUUAUUGCUACAAAUUUCAAAUACGCAAAGGAGAAAAGACAAUACUACUAUUGUGCGGACGGUUAUUGCAGCAAUUUGUGGUUGACAUGUACAUAAAGUUAGAAACAACAAGACUUGAAUUCUUUAGAUUAGAGCAAGCACUACUUAGAAGGGAAAUAUUGCAAGGUAUAGUUGAUAGUAUCAUGGCUGGAGAAUAUAGAGGAGAUAAAGUUGGCCAAAGAGUAAUAUUGUCGGCACCAUUCAUCGGAGGCCCUAGAGAUAUGCGUCGUAGGUAUAUGGAUGCAAUGGCUUUGGUUCAACAUUUUGGAAAACCAGAUUUAUUUAUCACAAUGACAUGUAAUCCUGAUUGGGCGGAGAUCCAGGAAAAUCUAUGCGAAGGACAACUUGAACAAGAUAGACCAGACUUAGUGACUAGAGUUUUUAGGGCAAAAUUACAGGAUUUAAAGGAUCAGAUUUUCAAGAAAAAAAUAUUUGGUCCUGUUGCGGCACAUGUCUUCGUGGUUGAAUUCCAAAAAAAGAGGUCUACCACACAUACACCUUUUGAUAAUACUUGA